This is a messenger RNA of Prorocentrum cordatum, 2532 nucleotides long. The record is from the annotation of a GenBank genome assembly. NCBI's taxonomy places the organism in Eukaryota, Dinophyceae, Prorocentrales, Prorocentraceae.
AUGAAGCCUGCUCGGUCCUUCUCGGGCGUGAGGCAGGCCGCCUUGCUGUGCCUGCUGGCGCUUCCCGAAGGGCCGUCGGCGGCCGACGCGGCCGCCGCCGCCUCCGCCCAGCUCGGCCGCGUCGGCCGCCUGCCCGCGCCCAGGUCCGCCCCCGCGUCCCGCGCGCUGCUGCGUCACCCGGAGGCGCGAGCGCGCGGCCGCGCGGCGGGGGGCGCCGACGUCCUUCGUGCCGUCGGAGGCCACCGGAGGCUGCCCCGACGCCUCAGGGCCACCCUGCUGCAGGCCAUGGGCGGAAGCCGUCGCGCGCGGCUGGGGCUCCGCCAGAACCGCUCGGGGAGGGCCGAGGUGGAUGCAGCCAAGGCAGCGCUCGGCCAGCUGGUAGAGGAGACGACCCAGAAGCUGGACAUCGAGCGCGUCAGGUGCUCCGAGUAUAAAGACCGGCAGAAGCGAAUCCUCGAGGAGGCUUGGCAGGACAUCGCCGCCCUCCACUCAGGCGCGGUGGCAGCCCGCGCGAAGAUUCUGAGGGCCCAGUACGGCCUCCACCAGGCGCAGAGCGAGCUGCCGAAGCUGCGGGACUCCAUGGACGCGCACAGCCGGAAGUGCAGCUUUGCCCACGACUCCCUGCAGGGGCAGAUUCAGAUGCUGGCCGGCGACCUCGGAGCGCUCGGCGACCUGGGCGUGUGCACGGACGCUGCGUCGCUGCUCCAGUGCCGCCACUCCUCGCGCAGGCACGGCCACCACCACGACAAGGUCCUUGUCGCCUUCGGCAACGAGGUCUCCGCCCGAGUGCGAUCUAAGUUCACCCGUUCGGCCCUUCAGCAUGCGUUCCAGAGGGCAAACGCGGCGAGGACCGACGGCGACCUGGCGACCGCGCUGCUGGAGACCACCAGGCAGAGCCGGCGACUGCGCCGCGGUCGCACGACAGCUGGCAGCUCCCGGCUGGGCCUGAACACGUCAAGCUGCACGAGGGCGCGCAGUGCAGACUGUGGCACCAUGAACGCCGAGUUCUUGAAGGUGCAGGCGGGCCUCAUCGACAAGUGGGAGGACCUGAAGGAGGAGCUCGGGCGGAACCAGGCCGACUGCGAGGCCGCCGCGCGCUCCUUCGGGGCGCAGAUCGCCACCUUCCAGGCCCAGCAGCGGGACGGUAACGUUGCGCUCGCCGAUGGGACGAAGGACUUGAACCUGAAGGAGGGGGAGGCUCGCAUGAAGAGCCUCCAGGUCGCCGACCUCCAGAGGGACCUCGAGAAGACGACCGAGGCUUGCCAGGCCAGCGUGGACAGCUUCGAGAGCGAGCUGUGCAGCCUCCGGGCGGUUCGCGUGGAGGUGGACAAGAUGUCCGGUGGCGACGGUGCCUUCCAAGACUGCGCAGUAACCGAUUGGGUGCCCGAAGCUUGCUCGGCCACCUGCGGCGGGGGCACCCAGGUGCUGCGGAGGCAGACCGUCUCGCCCCCGAGCAGCGGCGGCGUCGGGUGUCCCCCGCUGGAGCUCGAGCGCAAGUGCGCGGAGCAGCCCUGCCCGGUGGACUGCGAGCUGGACUCCUGGAGCGAAUGGAGCGCGUGCAGCGCGGCGUGCGGAGGCGGCGUCAGGCAGCGCAUCCGCAACCCCAGGGUCGAGCCCGCACAUGGCGGCCAGGCCUGCGAGGAGACCGGCGAGACGGAGGGCUGCAACCUCGAGGCGUGCGACCGCGAGUGCGAGCUGUCCGACUGGAGCGAGUGGUCCACGUGCUCCAAGAUGUGCGGCGGUGGCUCGAUGGCCCGUGGCAGGGAGGUGAUGACGGAGGCAACGGGCGGCGGCACGUGCCCAGACUCGGACGGUCGGUUGGAGCACGUGCCCUGCAACAUGCAAAACUGCACAAACGCCACCGUCCCCGACGCUGGCGUCCUUUGCCGGUCCAAGCUCGACGUCGUUCUUGCCAUCGACGGGAGUGGCUUCCGCAACGACGGAGACUGGGCUCACGUGAUCAAUGCGAGCGUCCAGCUUCUGAACCGGUUCACUGGAGGUGCCGAGCUGGCUAGAGUGGGAGUCCUGCUGUUCAGCGGCCCGUCUGACCUCGCCACUUACCGGGCCUGCACACAGGGCAUGGGCCAGGCCGCGCCCGACUUGGAGACCCAGUGCCGGUUCACCUGGCCGAGCCGCCUCACAGAGGACAUCGCCUCCGCCGCUGCGGCAGUCGCCGAGCUGCCGCGGCCCGGGGGCACGGCGCUGACCGCGAGGGCCGUCAUGGCGGCGAUGCAGGAGCUCCGGGGCAGCCGGCACGGCGCCGAGUCGGUCAUCGUCGUGUUGACAGACGGCGCGCCCAUGAGCUCCCGGGCGAUGGGGCAGGUGGCGUCCAAGGUCCGCGGCACCGCGCGGCUGAUGUGGGUGCCGGUCUCCUCGCGGGCGCCCCUCGAGCAGAUCAGGGCCUGGGCUUCCCGGCCGGUCGAGGAGAACGUGCUCCCAGCCGCAGACGCCGCCGCGUUGCAGGAGGCACCAGCCAUCACGCGGAUCGUCUCCAGCAUCUGUCCGAAGCUAUCCGGCAUCGUCCAGGGUUGA